CACACGAUGCUUCGUUUACAUGGAUGUUUGGUUGUAAACUCGUAAUUAGUGGUGAUCCUAUGCCAUGGAGAGACACGAUUCCACAGUUUGUUAAUUCAAGAUUGAACAUAGUGAUUCCACCCCGAUAUAAAUAACCUGGAUUCCAUCCAGAAUCCAAACUACCGGGCCUCGGUUAAAAGUCACGAGAACGGCUAGCGACUCCAUCCUCUCAAGCUGCACGAAGCAGACAACCAUCGUUCUUGUUGUUGCUCGAACCUGUAGGUUAUUGUUGUAGAUAAGUAAGUCCAAGCCAUCCAGGGCAUUGCUGCAUCUGGUUUGGAGUAUAUAAUGGGAUUGUGAGUGUCAAAGUACGGAUUCCAUUUCCUGCCAUGGCUACUGGUGGAAGCUCGGUUACCUCAGACCAGAAGAAACGCACACUGGAGGCCUUGGAGCGAAGGUUUGCUGUGGCUAAAGCAGAGGUUCUUGAACAGCAACAGAAGGACAAGAAAAAGUGUUCUCGGGGGGAGGAAGAAAAGAGGCAUGAUAUAAGGUGUUCUACUGUCACCCCUUUGGCAUGUGAGACAGAUGCAUCCAUAGCAACUGCACCCUCUUCAGUGCCAUCUUCAGAUAAAGAUGCAGAAGCAAAUGGGCCUGCAUAUUCUCAGUUAUCUCAAUCUGUGCAAGAGAAUUUGCUGAGUUCCAAUAUCAGGCUUUCCAGUAAAAGAGGGAGCCAAGUUGAUAGGAUUAUGCAUGAACUUUUCCAAAAUGGUGAUUUGGCACAGAAGUACAUGCAAGGAUCUAGAAGCAUGAAAAUUGAAAAUUGGCUUCUUCUUGACAAUUUAGUGCAAGGAUGUGGUGUGUAAGUUGGUACUUGCAUUAGAACUUAACAGAACUGCUCGAAGCGCUCUAAAAAGCACAUGUCAAUCCGACAACAUAAACAAUGUAGGACAUUUGAGUUGCUGCAAGAGUUCCAUAACUUUGAUACUUUCAAGCUUAUGCAUGACAUGUGGGAAAACUAUAUAAUGCAACUUCUUAAGGAUACUGGGGAAAAGCAGUUAGCUCAAUGUCUUCUCACUGCUGACUUACAUGGUGCCAUUCUUCUAGUUGCUGACGGUAAGAUAACCACCCAUAAUGGAGUGAGUGGAAUCAUGAUUCGAGAAACUGCAGAAACAUUCGGGAUAAUCACACGAGAUAACAAAUUCCGAGUGGUGCCUAAGAGGGCCUCUGUUUUCAUAUUUCAAGCUGAUUGCUGGAGGGUUACAUUACAAGGAGAUAAAUUUGCUUCUCGAGAUCUCAGCUCGUGACUCUGCUUUUGACCGGUGUAUCUAGUGUCACAGAAAUGGAAUCUGAUAAAUGGCCAAUGCAUUUUCAAUGCUACCCAGAUUCUGUUUCUUCUUUUGGUGGGUAUAAAUCUUCUCUGAUUUUUUGUUCCCAUAGUAUAGUAAUAUAGUUGCCUUCUUUGGCAUAUUUCAUAUUUGAUUAUUUAACUAUUUAACUAUUUUGUCCUUAUUUAAAUUAUUCAUGAGUGAAUUCCAUUAUUUUCUUCUCAAAAAGGAAGGAGCUGGAGUGUAGCUGAAGAUGGUUUAAAUUGAUUUAUUAGAAACGUUGAAAGCAUUGCUCGAUGAAACCAAA
Molecule: messenger RNA, 1611 nt
Organism: Macadamia integrifolia
Lineage: Eukaryota; Viridiplantae; Streptophyta; Magnoliopsida; Proteales; Proteaceae
Product: ribonuclease P protein subunit p29
Exons: 8
Biological process (GO): tRNA 5'-leader removal; rRNA processing
Cellular component (GO): ribonuclease P complex; ribonuclease MRP complex
Molecular function (GO): ribonuclease P RNA binding
Source: RefSeq, a predicted model, not a curated record